AUGUGGACGCCGUCGCGCGGGAGCAACGCGCGGCGGACGGGCCACCGGCGCAUCGCGGAGUGCCUCGCGGACGACCAGACCACCAACACCGACACCUCCGACAACGAGUCCUUCACCACCGCCUAUGGGGACGAGUUCUUCGCCGGGGGGAGCGGGGGCGGGGGCAUGCUCCCGGCAUUCCUCGCCGACCAGGGGGACCUGGUGGAGGUCAUGCUGGAGCUCGACGAGGAGUCCAUGGUGGUGCGCAGCGUCACGCCCACCAGGGCCGCGCUCUACAGCGCCGCCGCGAUGCCGCACACGCCGGAGGCGCCGGGCGGCGGCCCCCUCAGCCGCUGCUCCUCGACGUCCUCGCGGAUACGGAAGAAGUUCGCGUGGCUGCGGUCGCCGUCCCCCGCGCCCUCGCCCUCGCCGCGCGUGCCCACGCCCGCCGAGCUGCAGCGUGAGGCGGCCAUGGCGGCCCGCGAGCGCCGCCGCAUCCAGGCGCGGGUCAACCGGUCGCGCGCCGGCGCCAAGCGCGCGCUCAAGGGCCUCCGCUUCAUCAGCCGCACCACCGGCUCCCUGGAGGCCGCCGAGCUCUGGCGCCGCGUCGAGGAGCGCUUCAACGCCCUCGCCCACGACGGCCUCCUCUCCCGCGACAACUUCGGCGAAUGCAUCGGAAUGGUGGACUCGAAGGAGUUCGCGGAGGGCAUCUUCGACGCGCUGGCGCGGCGGCGGCGGCAGAACCUGGAGCGGAUCACCAAGGAGGAGCUCUACGACUUCUGGCUCCAGAUCUCCGAUCAGAGCUUCGACGCGCGGCUCCAGAUCUUCUUCGACAUGGUGGACACCAACGUGGACGGGAGGAUAACGAGGGAGGAAGUACAGGAGCUGAUCGUCCUGAGCGCGUCGGCGAACAAGCUCGCGAAGCUCAAGGAGCAGGCGGAGGAGUACGCGUCGCUCAUCAUGGAGGAGCUCGACCCGGAGAACCUCGGCUACAUUGAGCUGUGGCAGCUGGAGACGCUGCUGCUCCAGCGCGACACGUACAUGAACUACAGCCGGCCGCUGAGCACGGCGAGCGGCGCGCAGUGGAGCCAGAACCUCGGCGUCGGCGCCAGCGGGGCCGUGCCGCACGCGGCCAAGGGAGAGGACGACGACGGCAGCGGCCCGCAGACGUGGGGGGAAGAGAUGAGGGAGCGGCGGCGCGGGUGGGGCCGCGGCGUGGCCAAGGCGGCGUCGCACGUGCGCGUGGCGGCGGAGGAGAACUGGCGGCGCGCGUGGGUGCUGGCGCUGUGGUUCGCGGCCAUGGCGGCGCUGUUCGUGUGGAAGUUCGUGCAGUACCGGCGGACGGCGGCGUUCCAGGUGAUGGGGUACUGCCUGCCGACGGCCAAGGGCGCCGCCGAGACGCUUAAGCUCAACAUGGCGCUCGUCCUCCUCCCCGUCUGCCGCAACACGCUCACGUGGCUCCGCUCCUCCUGGGCCCGCUUCUUCGUCCCCUUCGACGACAACAUCACCUUCCACAAGAUGAUCGCGACGGCGAUCGUGGUGGGGAUCACGCUGCACGCGGGGAACCAUCUGGCGUGCGACUUCCCGCGGGUGAUCGCGUCGGGGCCGGAGGAGUACCGGCUGGUGGCGGGCGCGUUCGGCGCGUCCAAGCCGACGUACGGGCGGCUCAUCUCCGGGGUGGAGGGCGUGACGGGCAUCGCCAUGGUGGUGCUCAUGACCGUCUCCUUCACCCUGGCCACCCACCCUUUCCGCAAGGGCGAGAAGGAGGCGUCCGCGUCCCGGCUGCCGGCGCCCCUCAACCGCCUCGCCGGCUUCAACGCCUUCUGGUACUCCCACCACCUCCUCGGCAUCGUCUACCUGCUCCUCCUCGCCCACGGCUACUUCCUCUUCCUCGUCCGCCGCUGGUACGAGAAGACGACAUGGAUGUACAUUUCUGUCCCUCUGCUGCUCUAUGUCGGCGAAAGGAUGCUGCGAGCCUUGCGGUCGAAUGCUCACCCUGUCAAAAUCCUCAAGGUAUUGCUUCUACCUGGAAGUGUACUGACAAUACAAAUGUCAAAGCCCUACGGAUUUCGAUAUAGGAGUGGACAAUAUAUCUUUCUUCAGUGCCCGAUGAUCUCUCCAUUUGAAUGGCAUCCUUUCUCCAUCACCUCAGCUCCUGGAGAUGACUACCUCGCUGUUCACAUUCGCACAAACGGAGACUGGACGCAAGAGCUCAAGCGCAUAUUUGUCGAGAACUACUUCUCGCCGCACAUGAACAGAAGAACUUCAUUCAGCGAGUUAGGCGCGGCAGAACCUAGACCCACUCCCGCACCAAAAUUGCUCGUUGAUGGUCCAUAUGGCGCGCCUGCACAGGAUUUCAGAAACUACGAUGUUCUGCUUCUAGUAGGCCUUGGAAUUGGAGCAACACCGUUCAUAAGCAUUCUAAAGGACCUACUUAACAAUAUUAAGCUAGCUGAUGAGCUGAUGGACUUGGCAAUGGAGACUACUCAAACUAGUAGGUCUGAAGACAGUGCCAACAGCUUCAGUGUCUCAACAGCUAGCAGCAACAGGAAGAGAUCAUAUAGAACAAGCCGCGCACAUUUUUACUGGGUUACUCGCGAGCCCAUGUCAUUUGAAUGGUUCAAAGGAGUGAUGAAUGAGGUUGCCGAAAUGGACAAGAAGGGUGUCAUAGAGUUGCACAAUUAUCUUACGAGCGUGUACGAGGAGCGUGAUGCACGAACAACUCUGUUGUCGAUGGUCCAAGCUCUAAACCAUGCCAAACAUGGUGUCGACAUCGUGUCGGGCACCAGGGUGAGGACACACUUUGCCAGGCCAAACUGGAGGGAAGUCUUCACCAAAAUCGCAGCUAAGCAGCCGAAUUCAACAGUUGGAGUGUUCUACUGUGGCGCGCCGACGCUGGCCAAAGAACUGAAGAACCUGUCGCACGAGAUGAGCCACAAGACGUCGACGCGCUUCCAUUUCCACAAGGAGUACUUCUGA
Molecule: messenger RNA, 2958 nt
Organism: Triticum turgidum subsp. durum (durum wheat)
Lineage: Eukaryota; Viridiplantae; Streptophyta; Magnoliopsida; Poales; Poaceae
Source: the annotation of a GenBank genome assembly